Messenger RNA from Blepharisma stoltei, 3659 nucleotides. NCBI's taxonomy places the organism in Eukaryota, Ciliophora, Heterotrichea, Heterotrichida, Blepharismidae. The record is from the annotation of a GenBank genome assembly.
AUGACUCAUGUUCAUGAGAAAAAUUUAAAAAUUCUUCUAGUAAUUUCAUAUGAUUUUUUAAAUUGUGAAUUAAUUAUAUUUUUUAUUAUGACUGAUACUUGGCGAGUGAAGCUCACUCAGUGUAAUCAAGCCAUGCCUCAAUGCCUUAUAUCCUGUUUUCUGGGAUGCAUAGGGAUAGCUAUUGUGCAAGUUCAAGCCUUCAACAAAAUAGAUAAACCCACUACGAUGCCAUGUAUCUGUGCAUUGGCUUGCUGCUGCUUUGGAACUGGCUACAACCGUAAAAAGCUAAGGCAUCACUAUAAGAUCAAAGGAAGCUAUUUUAUAGAUUGUAUCCUCUAUGCUCUUCCUAUUUAUUCUUGUUUAGCUGCCCAAGAAUAUGCUGAAGUUAUUAAGCGAAAAGAAAUUAGAAUAGAGUCAGAACCAGUAGUAAAAUUUAUGAUCCCACCGAUGCUUUCUCCUGAACCUCAACCUAAUCCUCCUUAUGACAGAAAGUCAGAAGCAGAUUCUGAUCAAAAAUCGUCAGUUUCAAUAACUUCCCUUUAAAAAUAAAAAAAAUUUGUAAGGUUCCGUUUUUGGUUGAAUUAACACUUUAAGCUAAAGUAAAGUUUUAUAUUUUAUAUGUAAAAUAAUAAUGUAUAUCUUAAUACUCAAUAUCAAAAAACAAAAGAUUGCAUAUAGCUGAAUCUAUUUUAAAUUAGGGCUCGGCUGAACACUAUUUUAACAAAUUAGAAAUAAAUUUUUGGAAAAAAUAUUUAAUAAAUUAACCACUUUUUAAGUUUAAAUUGGAACUAAUUAUUUUGGGGUAGAGUAAGUGAUAUUAGCUUGUCAGGAAAUGUCAAUGAAGAAGUGGAAGUCCAAAUAAUUUCUCCCAAAGAGCACACUUUUGCUGAUAAUGACCCUCUCGCUUAUAUUGAAAUGUAUCCCUUGCACUACAUGCAAAAAGAAACGGAAACUUCAAUUGAAGUAGAAAAUUCGAUGGAAAGCUAUGUGGAUUUAAUUAAGCCAGAAAUAGGAAUUUUGCCAUUGGAUGGGGAUAAUCCAAAUGUGUAUUCUUUUAAAAUAGGCUAUGGGCCAUUCUCUUUUCUUAAAGGUGAUCCCUACUACGAAGCUGGACCACCCCCGACAUAUAUGACUCUUGAAUAUUUAAAAACCCCAAAGCCUACAGCGACUAAAGAAAUUUUAUAUGGCCUUGAAGUACACAAAAAUGGAGGACUAAUUUGUGUAGAUCAGGAAGCCAUCAGCAAGCAAAAAGGAAUUAUAAAAGAAGUUAUUGGCAGCAUUAUAAAAAAUAUUGCAAGUGGCCUUGGAGCAGUCAUAAUUAAAUAUGGCGUCUUCACCUGACAUAGCCUCCGGCCAUGUAGCUUCCGAGCACAUAUUUAAUUAUAUCCGACAAGGGUUUUGCCAGCUCCAAAUAGGGCAACAAUGCUAGGUAAGCAAUUCUGGUACUGUACAGAGCCUAGCCCAUGCCCACUUUUAGAGUUGGAUUUUUCCUCAAGGGUAAGGUGGGGUUCAGACUUGGAAAGGGCAAGCCCAGCAGCGUCUACAGGGAACACCUAGACCAUUCGGGCAAUUGCCUAGCGUGAAACCGGGCGUUAAGUCCCGGGGUCUGGACUUUUACCUUUUGCCGAUAGGCGACCAGAAAAUUUCAUUUUUUGAAAUUUUUGUUUGGCCAGCCUUGACACGCAGCAGCCGCAGAAGUCCAUAGCCAGCCCACUCAACAUAUCGCCCGAAAAGGGGAGGAGAAGACGUCUUUGGGGAAAUCGGCACUUCUGAUGUCCAUGGCAGCAGGGUCUCAAGAAGAUGAAGGAAGGGGUCCGAGCUGAACAACUGCCCAGCGAAUCCUUUUCCCAGUCGAUCAAGAUGGAACCGGAGAUGGCGCAAAGCUGGUGAACCCUCAUGGGUCCUUGGUGACUGCGUUAACAAUAUGGCAGCCGCCUUCUAGUAAUAAUGUUAAUGUUAAUGGCCUUGGAGCAGUCUCAAUUUCAUUGCCAGUCCGAAUUUUUGAGCCUAGAACAGCUGGAGAGCGACUAAUCGACAAGUUUUCAUUUGCCACAAUUUUUUUGAACCAAGCUGCGCUAUUAGAUAACCCUGUAGACCGCUUCAAAAGGGUUAUGGCUUUUGCAGUCAGUGGCUUAUAUCUAGGAGCUCGCCAAGAAAAGCCUUUUAAUCCUUUGCUUGGAGAAACCGUCCAAUGCCAUUUUCCAGAUGGCACUGAAGUAUAUGUAGAGCACACUUCACAUAACCCACCAAGAGACCAUUUUGACGUCAUUGGCAAAGGAUAUAGGAUGUGGGGAUACUUAGAAUUAGACGGGACACUAAGCUUUAAUACACUUACUGGAGAAUUUAGAGGAAAUACAUUUAUUUAUUUCAAUAAUAGCGGACAAUUAGUCAAAUUUACACAGCCAAAAUUGAAAUUAGGAGGAAUGAUGACUGGAGAUAGGACACUUAAUUGGGAAGGAGAAUUUGAAUUUAAGGAUCAAAAAUCAGGGCUGUAUGGGGCUAUAAGGAUUGGAGACGAUAAGAAUAAAUGGGCGUUGAAAAAGAAAAAAAUGAGAAAAGAUGAUUUUGUUGGGAAAAUUUGGGAAUUUAAUUAUGCGGAAAGUAAGCAGGUGAAAGCGCUGGCGACUGUGACUGGGUCGUGGAUGAAGAAGUUUGUAGCUUUUGGGGAAAAAAAAGAAAAGAUCUGGCAGAUUGAUAGAGAUCUUCCUAUUAGACACAUACCAGUGGAUAUACCGUUGCCAAGUGAUUGGAGAUAUAGAGAAGAUCUAAUAUGGCUAAUUCUCUCAGUUAAAUUUUUUUUAAAAAAAUUAUUAUAUAAAUUUUAAAAAAUCCCAAAAAAUCAAAAAUUAAUUUAAAACUGGAAAAUUUGUGUGUUUAAAUGCAAGCUGUUUAAAAAUCAACAGAAUUAGCCAAAGUUUUUAUUACACUAGUUAUCACUAAUAUAUCAAAAAUAUUUUUUAUAUUUUAUUCUGUCACAGAGGUGGGCUUCUAAUCAAAAUAAAAAUUUUUUCCAGGUACGAAGGGUGGUAUUAAGCAAAAAGAAUUUAGAUUAUGCUUCGCAUUGGAAAGGUAGAAUUGAAGCUAGACAAAGAGCAGAUCGUGCGCUAAGAACUGAGCGCUUAUUGAGAAGCUGGCUGUAAUUCUGCAAGGACUAUAUCCGCCCGCACGCUCCCUUUGCCUAUUUGCCUUUCUAACAGCGGCUGCUCUUAUAGACGAGGUUCUGCACUUGCUCCCCAGUAGCUGAGUGAGCUUGUUCAUCGUACAGCAUGCCAACAGGGUUGUCCACAAUUGAAAAUGGGUUGAAUUUUCUGGCUGAUAUCGGCCAAAAAGGAAAUUCAAGCCCAGGGAUAACUCCUGGUAUCACGCUGGGGAGCAAUCCUUAUUGGCCAGGAUGAACACCCCUAACACUGCUGAGAUAACCUUUUCCAACUCUCAGACCCAUUUACCACUGAUGUUAAUUAGCCCGGAUUUGGAUUAAUGCUUGCGAUCGGUUAAUUCGACAUUGCGCUUUACCAAGCCAGGAAAAACUGGCUAAAUACGCAUUCCCAAGCUUCAUCCUCAAGAUCCCUACAUGCCAGCUACAGGAGUUUAGAGGGUGGGUUGGUUCGUCACUCCAUUUUAAUAUAUGCUAAAAGCUGAGCGCUUAAAAAAAGAAAUAA